Messenger RNA from Amoebophrya sp. A120, 2037 nucleotides. Lineage: Eukaryota; Dinophyceae; Syndiniales; Amoebophryaceae. The record is from the annotation of a GenBank genome assembly.
AUGCCGCCCAAAGCAAAGGGCAAGGCGGCGCCACCCUCGCCGAAGGGUGGAAGCAAGGCGGGAGCGGCCAGCAAGUCCAAAUCCCCGCCCCCCUCGCCGAAGGGAAAGGCGAAAGCAGGAGCGAAGCCCAAGGGUAAAGCGAAGGCAAAGAGCAAAGCAGGGGCAUCGGGCCCGGGAAGUCGACAAGUUAGCGGAGGUGGACUCUCGGCGGACACACAGGAAAAUGCGGACGCGAGGUACAUGUCAUUACGCAAUAACUAUCUGCAGAGGGGUUCUUUCUAGUUGCUGGGUAUGAAAAUUCGACUUCUUUUCCUAAUCACAGGACGAAAAUCAAAAUUCCUCUCCGCACAGGUCCAAAUUUGAGCGUUACCAGGAGGAGUACCUGCGAUUUAAGGGGCAGUACGAGCCGGAUUCGAGUUUGCUGAUGCUGUCGACCUUUCCGAAGGGCACCGUGUACGUGGACCCCCACCACGUCUCGCUAGUGGAGCAGGCGAACGCUUUGGUGAUGCAGGAUCUGGAGGAUGUGAACCAGAUCGGCUACAAGUACAUGACGCCGCUGUGGAUGGCCGCGCGCACGGGCAACAUCGACAUGGCCAACUACCUGCUCGAGCGCGGCGCGAAGCCCUCGAUGGCGGACGCGGACGGGUACACACCGUUGCACAUCGCGGUCCUUAUGCUGUGCAAAAGUAUUGUGCUCGUAGUAAAUGCAUUUAUGCAUCACAAAUCUUUUUCUGAAGGCAAAUCAGCAUUACAAAUUGUAAUGCUGAGGAAAUUUGUGAUGCGAUUUCCACUAUUAUGAUGGGAUGCUUUUGCAUUUCAUAGUUCUGAAGAAGCAGCGACUGGCGGUGCUGCACUUGCUGACGAACAAGGUGACCGGCGAUCCCACGAUGAUCUCCGCCAGAACGAACGCAGGCUUGACCCCGUUGCACCUAGCGGUUUUGUCCGCCCAGCGGGACACCCUGAAGUUGCUCAUUGAGCUGAAAGCCGACCCGCUGGAACGCAACCCCAUCAUGAGCGAGGACACGGCUUUGCACAUGGCGGUAAGGGAGAACCGGCACCCGCCAGAGUCGGAGCAAGUCAUCGAAGACUUGAUGUUUCACCUCUACAAGCGAUCGCUCAAAUUGGAAGAAGAGGGCGAGACGGAGGAGGCGAUUAAGUACGUGUUUUGUUGUAGAACGAAAAAUAACAUGUAGAUCAAAUCUAGCAGAUGUGGUACUUGAAGGGUUGUGCUUCUGAUUUCGACUUUUGCAUUUUUUGGUAAGUAGAAGUAAUUUCUACUUCUAGUAUUUCUAGAGGCUUUCUGUCCUUAGUUACCUGAAGCUGAAAAUUUGUCCAGGGUGAUGAAUCCGCAAAAUUCCCACGGGGACACGCCUCUCCACGCUGCGGGCUUCGAGCAGGCCGUCAUGAUUUUGCUGGGGUACCAUGCGAAGGGUAACAUCCGGAACAAGGACGGCAAAUUUCCGUUUGAAGUGUGCCGCGCCGGUUCGUCCGCCCGGGCGAUGCUGAACUCCUUGAUGCGAAAGGCUCCCCUCCCGAGACGAACGGAUCUGCGGUUCGAUAUCCCCACCGUUGACAACGCCCUCCGCUUCGAGCACAAGACAGACGUCUUCAAGAAAUUUACGCUCAUCUGACGAAGCUGCUGUUGUGGUUUAUUCGUUUUGCGAACCGCGUUUCGAUGUUGACCAAUUGUACGCCACCGUACCAACCUUGUUCAGAACGUCUGCGUUUUUUUGAAGAGCAAGUCAAUGAAUCGUGCAUAACCUAAAUGCGAAAUCUUGUAUACUCUGGCACCUGUGCCACGAUUUGAUUUUGAGCGGCAACAGUUGUAACAGCAAGACAGAUUCCAGCGUAUUAAGAUUAAGACUGAAAAAAAUCCCGAACCAACAACCCUGUACGAAAACUUCUCGCUGCCAGCUUUAUUUCUGUACUGACAAGGCAGCACAACACUAGAAACCGAUGUGCAAACCUAUGUAUGAUCAGAUUGUUUCGAUUCCGGUCCUGCGAACCGAACAAAUUCAACAUGGAAAUUAUGGAAGG